Molecule: messenger RNA, 2160 nt
Organism: Cladocopium goreaui
Lineage: Eukaryota; Dinophyceae; Suessiales; Symbiodiniaceae
Source: the annotation of a GenBank genome assembly
UGGGCCGGUCAUGCCCGUUUUUGGCUGAGUGCGAUGGCGCCAUCAUCACGUUUAUUGGAAGAUUUUGAGGCCCAACGUGGAUAUGAUGAGCAUGUGGAGGAACCGUUGGAAACCAACAAAGUGCGAUUUUUCGGUAUGAUGGGUUUCUUUGGGUUUCUGUUGGUGACAUCAUUUGUGAAAUCAAUGCCGGCAUCCAAUCGUGGCAUUGAUGCAGCGGAGCCAACGGAUUUUUUUGACAAUUUUUUUGAAGAACCUGUGAUUUGGGUGGAGGGACAAAAAUACACUUCUGUGCAGUACUUGGGUUUCAAUUUGUUCACAGCUCCUGGCACAGAAGCUGAUGGUUGCUUGAAUGUCGGAGAAAACAUCGAUGCGUGCUACUUGGGAAGUCCCGAAGUGCUCAAUGAUACGCAGCACCGCCUGAGCAUCUUCACACAAGCCAUUGAUCGCGCCUAUGCUUCGGAAUAUUGGGAUCGAAACCCAGAGACGCUAAAAAUUUUCCUGGCGCCAGAGUUCUACUGGCGUGGUCAAAAAGGUGCAUAUCGCAUUGGCCCUUCCUUGAACCUGGCAUCCGAAAUUGCGGUGAAGUCUUUGUCUGGUAAACUUCGCCAUCAGCGUUUCAAGCAUUGGAUCGUGGUACCUGGAACUGUAGUCAUGGUUCAGCACGCUGACCAGAGCUAUGUGGAGAUGUCGCAUCGGCCCUAUGAAAACAUCAGCUACUACAAUUUUGCACCCAUUCACAUUGGGGGUACGGACCUGAUGUACUUGAAAUUCAAAAAUUUUAUCAGCAGCAUCGAUUUCCUGCAAAUCACUCCAGGCGUUUCACGCCAAGUGCAGGCUCCACCAGGCAGGGCCCAUGAAUUCUGCAAGAAACAUCCAGACUCCAACGGCUGCAUAUAUCAUAGACUUCCUCGACAUCUUCUAGAUCAGAUGGGCUGGCAAGACUUCCAAAUACUCAGAGGAGGAAUCUUGAACAUUGGAGGCGUCCGAGUUGGAUUUGAAAUAUGUUUGGACCACGCGAUGGGUCAGCUUUGCAAUAAUGAUUUGAAACCCGAUGAGACUGUGGAUGUGCAAACGAUCGUAUCAGCUGGCAUGAAUGUAGCAUCUGGCCCAGUUUGCACCAAGCCUGGCGGCCCAACGUUUCUGGCCGAUGGCUUUUCGCGAACCGAGCUCUCACUGAAUCGUUUUGGGCAGGGCAGAAGAAGCACCAUGACGGAAGCAAAAAGGAGGCGCUACAACGUUGGGCUGACCUAUGGAGCAGACGCCAUGGUCUCCAUGCAGCAAUGGGUGGCCGACACCAUCUAUGACCUCACUGGAACAGGCUUCGGCACCAGGGAAGCUGGCAUGGGAACCCUCCCAGGUGGAAGCGAAAGCGCUGGAAGCACCGGCAUCGUUUUCAAACAGAUCGCGGCCCUUGGGGAGGCAGAGUCCUAUGGCUUUGAUAUGGGAAUGGGGAUCAAAAUCCACCAUGGCCGGGGAUGUCAGGGGAUGAAAUAGCUGUAUGAUGGGACUCCAGGAGUGGGAAGAACUGUUUGCUGGGUACUACGCCACUGCCAGCUACAAAGAAGCCCAGCGCGCGGAAAAUCUACUUGAGAGCUCCUUGAAAAGGUUCGAGAAGAAGGAGGAAGGCGCGGUGGAGACAGAGAUCCCAGAGCCCAAAGUGCUUCCAACCGUCGAUUUCUAUGGCCCCUUGAAGCUGCCCAAAUGAGGUCUGGUGUAACGUGCAAUCAAGCUUCUGGUAUGACAAGACGCUAUAGGGCUUUAGGGUGGUCACAGCAAACGUGUCAAGCUCAUCAAGGCUACGUUGCUAACCACUUGGAUAUAUUGCUUCAACGGUUCCAUAUGGUAUUCCAUAUGGUUCCAUGAUGUUUAAUUCCAUUAAGACAAGAGAUUUUAAAAUUGCCCGUGAUGCGGGUGAGCAAUCUAUCUCUUGCUCUCCCACCAUCAAAUGUGCUUGGUGUAGAUAGAUUGUAGAUAAUUAGGAUGGUCACGGGGCUCAAUCUUGAUGGUGCCGACUCAAGGGUCAGCUGUGGAAGACUUUGACUCGAGAAACAAAGGCUCGCGUUCUUCCGUCAUUUUUUCUGUGAUAGUGCCGGAGAACCGCACCAUCUUGGUUCCAGGUGGGCCUUGUUAUGUUUCUUAAGCAUUGUUUGUGGAAUCCUG